Messenger RNA from Neoarthrinium moseri, 657 nucleotides. RefSeq lists its product as uncharacterized. Lineage: Eukaryota; Fungi; Ascomycota; Sordariomycetes; Amphisphaeriales; Apiosporaceae. The transcript has a single exon. The record is from RefSeq and is a predicted model, not a curated record. The coding region runs from base 1 to 657 and encodes 218 amino acids.
AUGGUCAAAGACUACUUCAACCCGAAUACUUUCCAUGCAGUUCAUGAUGAUGCUUUGAAGCCAGAUAUGGCCAUCGCAUUUGGUUAUUCAGAAGCCGCCAUCCUAUCUUGUAUUGUAGUCUUCACUGUGAUCAUUCUAGCUCCAAUCGUUAUAGGCUUAUUUCGCAUGGAAGGCAAUACGACAGUGGUGGGAAGUGAUUCCGCCGCCAUCUCAGCGGCAUGCCAUGUUUCGACAGUUUCGAAAAUCAGCGAGCCCAGUGAUCGAAACCAAACGAAAUACCACCAGGCUGUCAAAAGUCACAAGGGCGACUAUGUUAACAAGAGAGAGGUGAGAUUUGCGACAGAGAAUAGUGGGCCCGCAACGGUUGUGUGUCCUUCCGAUCAAACGGAAAGCGUCACGGACUUGGAGCGAAGUUUCAACCAAGAUGGCAGCGAGUUGCUCCGGCGCGACAGUAGCGACGAUCUUUUUGUUCUACCGCUGUCCGAAGAUCAGCAACGUCUGUUGAUAUCCCAGAGUCGGAUUAAGUGGGGUGAAGUGGAAAUGGGAAUUGAAUGGUGCGCGAGAUAUGAGAACUUUCCGCAAUCUGUGGCGCAUCUGAGUUUUGGAGUAGAAGAAGAUAACGUCCAAGAGCCAGUAGAUGGUCGUUGGUAUGCCUGA